Molecule: messenger RNA, 550 nt
Organism: Arachis duranensis
Lineage: Eukaryota; Viridiplantae; Streptophyta; Magnoliopsida; Fabales; Fabaceae
Exons: 2
Coding region: 5-352 (115 amino acids)
Source: RefSeq, a predicted model, not a curated record
ACGAAUGUUGUUGAAAUGCAUCCACAUGGCUCUUCUCUCUUCUUCUUCUUCUUCUUCUUCCGUGAACCUCCUUCUCUUCUCUCCGUCACUCACUCCUUCUGUUCACCCACUCUCCACCACCGUCCUCCUCCGGCAACGCCGUUUCAGCUGCCGCGCCGCUUCCCCCGGCCCACCUCCAGCUCCCGGGACUGAUCCUCCUCCCGGAAACGAUUCCGGCAUGCUUCGAGCAGAUCUUGCGGCAUCUUUAUCAAAAAUUCAAGACAGAGCACAGAUCUUCUUUGCUGUUCUUUUCUGGGUGUCGCUAUUCUUUUGGGCUUCUGCCUGGGAUGGGAGAAACAGACCAAACAAGUGAUCAAUAUCUAGAAGAUUAUAAAAAAAGAAAUAGUAAGCAUUUAAUUUGUAUAGAUAGCAUAUCAUAAUCUAGGGGGACAAUUUUUUACAGGAACAGGAAAACAAAACAAAAGGGAAAAGAAAAAAAUUAUAAUGUGUGGAAUGAAUGUUCUUCUGUUUCUCCAUUAAUUUUACACUAAACACCAUAUCUGAUUAAUCA